Messenger RNA from Alternaria novae-zelandiae, 1263 nucleotides. RefSeq lists its product as uncharacterized. NCBI's taxonomy places the organism in Eukaryota, Fungi, Ascomycota, Dothideomycetes, Pleosporales, Pleosporaceae. The coding region runs from base 1 to 1263 and encodes 420 amino acids. The transcript is spliced from 2 exons. Gene Ontology annotation, biological process: maturation of SSU-rRNA from tricistronic rRNA transcript (SSU-rRNA, 5.8S rRNA, LSU-rRNA). Gene Ontology annotation, cellular component: nucleolus. The record is from RefSeq and is a predicted model, not a curated record.
AUGCCCGCCGCCGUAGCAACCCCGAAGAAUCGCGACCGCCGGCCUGCGAAAAAACCCAAGUUGGCGCAAUCGCCUGCGACAGUCCGCCAAAAUGGUCUCAAAGCUUUAGUAAAUGGAAAUGCAGCCAAGCCCACAGCGAAGAUAAACGGUGUCAAGAAUGCGCAGGCAGACCGAGUCGACGACGCCACUGCUGUUGUGGAAGGACCUGCCGAUGCGCACAUGGUGGACGCGGACGUCAUAGAGAUCAGCAGCGCCGAGGAAGAGAGCGAUGACGACUCGGACAGCGCGCAAGAAGAUCCCACACAGACCAAUGCUGAGAACGACGCUGCUGCGGAUGACGAGAAUGGCGCGGAACCGGAGGAGCUCACAUUCGGGGACCGAUUACGCGCAGAAGGCCCUGAGCCUGUCCAAGAGUCGCGAAUUAUAAGCGUCGAAGACGCCUUCGACCCCAACCCGGAGCGCGCAGUAACUGCGACAAAGAACCGCACACUUGCACCACCGAAUGCAAACUCUCUCGGCACCGUUCUCACUCAAGCCCUGCGCACCAACGACAAGGAGCUCCUCGAUUCAUGUCUUCAGGUGGUCGAUGUAGAGUCGGUCUACGCUACCGUCGAACGGUUGCCAUCGCCGUUGGUUGGAACACUACUGCAGAGAUUGGCUGAGAGGCUACACCGAAGUCCCGGUCGAGCAGGCAUGUUGAUGGCCUGGGUACAAUGGAGUCUUGCCGCCCACGGAGGAUACCUCGCUUCCCAGCCCCAAAUCGUCAAGCAACUCACCGCACUGAACAAAGUUUUGAAGGAACGCUCGAGCGGGCUGAUGCCGCUCAUGUCAUUGAAGGGUCGUCUGGAUAUGCUACAAGCUCAGCUUGACCUCAGGAAACGGAACCAAGCCGCCAACGACGAUGCGGACGAAGCACUGGUAUACGUCGAGGGACAGGACGAUUACGUCUCUGAUGACGAGUCGAUUGAGGGAGCCACUGCAACCCCGAAGCGAUCGCGCCCCGAGAUGGAGGAGGACGAUGAAAGCUCGUCGGACGAUAUGGGCCUGAACAUGGAGAUGGAUGACGUCUCCGACGAGGGUAGUGAAGGUUCUGACGAGGACCUCAUCGACGAUGAGGCAGAAGAGACGGAUGAUGACGAGGGCGGAGACAUGUCAGAGCCUAUGAGCGAUGACUUGGACGACGGUGAAUCGGAGAGCGGAGACGAAUCGAAACCGGAGCGACGAUCAACAGCUGCUCGGGCUGGACUCAAAAGCCGGCGCUGA